Ananas comosus (pineapple) is the source of this 948-nucleotide messenger RNA. Its product is annotated as hydroxyproline O-galactosyltransferase GALT3-like. The record is from RefSeq and is a predicted model, not a curated record. Gene Ontology annotation, molecular function: hexosyltransferase activity. Bases 1 to 948 code for a protein of 315 amino acids. NCBI's taxonomy places the organism in Eukaryota, Viridiplantae, Streptophyta, Magnoliopsida, Poales, Bromeliaceae. The transcript has a single exon. Gene Ontology annotation, cellular component: Golgi membrane.
AUGGAAAAGAAGAUUACUUCUUCUUCCCCCUUCGCCAAACCAUAUCCAUGGGCCAUCACCCUCCUCCUCCUCCCCCCUUCGCUCCUCGCCCUCUCCUACCUCCUUCCCUAUUCCGCUGACCUCCGCCUCCCAUUCAUCGUCACCUCCUGCGGCGGCCCCUCCCCGACCGCCACCACCAAGGCCACCCCAACAGCUGAACCCGAUUUCCGCCUCCUCAUCGGCAUCCACACCGUCCCCGCCAAGUACCACCGCCGCCACGCCCUCCGCCUCGCCUACUUCCUCCAGCAGCAACCUACUGCCUCCCCCAUGGCUCGCGUCAGCAUCCGCUUCAUCCUCUGCAACGUCGCCAAAGAAGAAGACCAGCUCAUCGUCGCCCUCGAGAUCAUGCACCACGACGACAUCAUCAUCCUCAACUGCACUGAAAGCGCGGAGCGGGGUAAGACCUACACGUACUUCUCCAGUCUCCCUGCCAUGUUCGAAGGUGGCGAACGGCCACCUUACGACUACGUCAUGAAGACGGACGACGACACGUACCUACGGCUUGACGAGUUGGUUAAGUCUCUUAAGGGCAAGGCGAAACGCAAUGUGUACUACGGAACGGGUCUACCGUUCCAAGAUAGGGAGCACCCUCCCUUCAUGCUGGGGAUGGGGUAUAUACUAUCGUGGGACUUGGUGGAGUGGAUCGCAUCAUCGGAAAUAGCGAGAAAUGAGCCGAACGGGAUCGAGGAUACGUUAACGGGGAAGUGGUUGAAUAGCGGGGACAAGGCGAGGGUAAGGUAUAACAUGUUCCCUAAGAUGUAUGAUUACAGAGGGGGAGAAGGGAAUGAUUUUGAGGCGGAAACCAUUGCGGUGCAUCAGUUAAAGGAGGACUUGAGGCUGGUGAGGACGUUGAAACACUUCAAUGUUACCACGGGGCUCAAGGCUUCAAAGCUCUACCAUAUUCCUUAA